AUGAAACCAAAAAAAACCUUUGAUUUAUAGAGAGUAACAGAAUUAGGUGAAAACAUCUUAAAAGCUUAAAAUACAAUGUUAGCUACAAAGAUUGAUUAAUUAAAAAAACAUAUUUAAGAAAUGAAAUCUGUAUAAAACAAUCCAAUAUAUCUAGUUGAUAGCUUACAGAAUAAAAAGACAAUGAGUAAAUUUAAUAAGAGGAGCUAAUACACUAUAAAAAAUUAUGUAAUCAGCUUUCUCGUAGAAUUCGAAUCAUUAUGGCUUAUAAUGAAGAAGCAAUACAAAAAAAGAUUAUCUAAGAUGAUUUACAAGAAGAAACCUUUGAAUGUUUAUGUGGUAGUAAUUAAAUUGACACAAUUAAAUAUUAUCUUGUGAAUGAAAACUAGAAAUAAUUAUUAUAGAUACCAUAAUUAUAAGAAUAGGUUUAGGAAGUAUAAGAAGAAUUUACAAAAUUUAAUCAAAUAUAAUAAAAGUAUAUAUAUUUAUAUCAAUUUUAGUGAUUAUAUUAAAUAGUUAAUUGAUGAGCAUUCAGAAGAGAAAUCUUAAUUACUACAUUAAAUAGAAGAGUUAAAAUUACAAUAAAAAUUAGUAGAAGAAUAAUUUUUUUAAACAACUCUAUUUGUUGAUUUGGUCCAAUAAAAUAAUUAUCUAACUUCUACAUUAUUUAAUGUUGAAGAUUAACUUGUCUAAGUACAUAGUAGUAUUAAAUUAAAAAGGCUUAAUUAAUGAAUAAUGAAUAAUAAGAGAAGUUUUAAAUAUAAAUAUAGCAGUUAUAAUCAGAAUGUGAAUAGAAAGUUAAAGAUCUUAUGAUAUAAUAAGAGAUUAUCAAAAUUGAAAUUAAAUAAACAGAUGAUUAAAUAUAAAAUAAAUAAGUCGAACAAUUAUAAUCAUAAAUGGAAAACUUUUCUAAAGUUAUAGAGGAAUUGAAAAUAGAAUUACAAUAAUGUAGAGAUAGAAAUAAAGAAACUAAUAAUAAUUUAUUAGAUGCAAUCAAUUAAAAAUAAUCCUUAUUAAAUUAAAAUAAUGAAUUGAAGUAAACUUUGAGUGUUUAUAAAAUAAUGUUAAAAGAAGAAAAGAUUGAAUAAGUGACUCUAAGAUAUGAAAACCAUAAAUAAAUUUUAUUUUAAAUAGAAUAAGAGUAUGUGAAUACAAAAUCAAAUGAUUUUAUUUAAAAAUUUAGAGAAUUUGUUGGAUAUGUAAAAAUGAGAGAUGAGAAAGUCAAAAGUUUAUAAUAAUUAUUGGAUAAAAAGACUAUUGAUUAAAAUAAUAUCAAAAAGGUACUAAUGAUGAUUAUCAUAGUAAAUCUAAUAACUUAUUGAUGAACUAGAUUACAAUUCAAAUUCUUUUAAUUGUCUCACAGAAACGAAUAAGAAUCUAAGUAAAUUAGUAAAUGAAACUUAGAAUAAUUUAAGCAGAGCUAUGUAAGAAAAAGCAGAUGAAAGAAUUAAAUAUGAAAUUGAAAAAGCUGUAAAGAUUAUUAUAUUAUCUAGUAAUUUAAUUAAAAAUGUUAGAUGGCAGAUGAAACUAUUAAAUCAUUACAAUAAUAAAAUGAACUUUAUAGAAAAUUGAUUACUAGUUUUGAGAAUGAAAGAUAGAGUAACAAAGAUACAAUAAGAUUAUUGUAAAAGCAAGAUACUGAUAAUAUACAAAAACUAUUAUAAAAAGAAUGGGAUAUAAAUAAAAUGAUUGAAGAAUGUAAGAUUAUUUAAGAAAGGGAGAAAUUGAGUGAUUCUAUUAAUGUGAAAUUUAUGAAAAAAGCAGAGAAAUCAAAGAGUAAAUUGAAAUAACUAAAAUUGUAAUUAAAAUCGUAAAUAUAUUAUAUAAAUUAAAGAGAAUCUAAGGAUACAUAAAGUGAUUUAUGGUCAUCAAUGAAAAUGAUGGUAGAUUGUUAAUAAUGUAAAAAGAGAGUUAAAUAAGUAAUUUUAAUGAAAUGUCUUCAUAUGUUUUGUAAACCUUGUAUAGAAGAUAAUUAAAGAAAUCGUAAUAGAGCUUGUCCUGUUUGUAGAACUAGAUAUGGAAUAGAAGAAGUUAGAUCAAUUAAAUUGAGUUGAU
This is a messenger RNA of Paramecium pentaurelia, 2052 nucleotides long. The record is from the annotation of a GenBank genome assembly. Lineage: Eukaryota; Ciliophora; Oligohymenophorea; Peniculida; Parameciidae.